Messenger RNA from Chironomus riparius, 1100 nucleotides. The record is from the annotation of a GenBank genome assembly. NCBI's taxonomy places the organism in Eukaryota, Metazoa, Arthropoda, Insecta, Diptera, Chironomidae.
ACUCUCCACUUACUCAAAUACAUUUGUGUAUUUUUUCUGCUCUCUCGGAUAUUUAAUUACACAUUCAGCUUUGCUUUUGUGCUACUCAGUAUCUCACAGUUGUUAUUUAAUAAGCUAACGAUGUGCAAUAAUUCUCAAGUUAGAUUUUACAAGGCGAAUUACUCAUUGUUGUGAAGAUAUAGAUAUUUGAGUUAAUAAGAAACGCAAAUAAAAUUAUUGUGAUGUUAUUGAGUUUUUCCAGAUUCCUUACACUACUCCUGCUCAGUUCGUCCACAACCUCCUACAUCCUUCAUUGCACCUUCCGUAUGAGUGGCUGGUGGGAUGGUCCAAUGUUCUACGAAUGUGAAGACACAGUCACAAUCAUUAAGUCCAAAGACGAGCGAAAAAUCACAGAACUUAACGGAACUCACCUUAGAGGACGAACCAACGACGAUGUCUUGUCAUUUUAUGCUUACCGCAUGAACAUCGCUUGCUUCCCAAAGGGACUUGACACUUAUUUUAAGAAUAUUCAAUAUUUGGGAAUUGUGAAUGCAAAGCUUAAGGAAAUCCAUCAAGAAGAUCUGAAGCCAUUUUUUAAACUUAAAGUUUUGUACCUCGACAGCAACGACCUUGAAGUUUUAGAAGAGAAUUUAUUCGAAUUUAACACAAAUUUGGAGGUUAUAAACAUCAAUAGCAAUAAAAUUAAGUUCGUCGAUGUCAGCGUCUUCCGGAAUUUAUUCAAGUUAAAUUAUUUGUGGUUCGACUACAACAAUUGCUACUCAAAUAAAGUCAGCAAUGACUUCAGAGGGGUUCGGAAAAUGAUUAACGAAAUUAAUGAAAAUUGCUUCGUCAACAACAUUUUGUCAGAUUUUAGGAAGUUCCAGGAAAAGGAAUUGACAAGUUUGAAAGCUGAAAUUGAAAUUUUGAGGGUAGAAAAUGCAAAAUUGAGGGAUGAAAACACAGAAUUGAAGAUAAAUGAGGCAAAAUGUUUAAAUUUGAGGGAAAAUUUAGGAAAAUGUGAAAAAGAAAAAGAAAAUUGUGAAAAUGAAAAUGGAGUUUGUGUUAAAGAUUUAAAGAACUUUGCUGAUUUGACAAUAUCAAGAAUAAAAUGUGAAAAUUAA